Molecule: messenger RNA, 1177 nt
Organism: Poeciliopsis prolifica (blackstripe livebearer)
Lineage: Eukaryota; Metazoa; Chordata; Actinopteri; Cyprinodontiformes; Poeciliidae
Gene: mnat1
Product: MNAT1 component of CDK activating kinase
Exons: 8
Coding region: 82-927 (281 amino acids)
Biological process (GO): nucleotide-excision repair; regulation of transcription by RNA polymerase II; positive regulation of cyclin-dependent protein serine/threonine kinase activity
Cellular component (GO): transcription factor TFIIH holo complex
Molecular function (GO): cyclin-dependent protein serine/threonine kinase activator activity
Source: RefSeq, a predicted model, not a curated record
UCCGCCUCAGUGGACGCUCGCGGAUGUUGACAUUUUUACGAAGCCUGUUUCUGGCAGAAAUAAUAAAAGUACCAAUAAAAGAUGGACGACCAGGGCUGCCCGAGAUGUAAGACCACCAAGUAUAGAAACCCGUCGCUGAAACUGAUGGUGAACGUCUGCGGCCACACGCUAUGCGAGAACUGCGUGGAGAUGCUGUUUGUGCGCGGCUCGGGGAACUGCGUGCAAUGCGACACGCCUCUGAGGAAGAGCAACUUUCGCGUGCAGCUCUUCGAAGACGCAACUGUGGACAAGGAGGUCGAGAUCCGCAAGAAGGUGAUGAAAAUCUACAACAAAAGAGAGUUCGACUUCCCCAGCCUGAGAGACUAUAACGACUAUCUGGAGCAGGUGGAGGACAUAGUUUACAACCUUACAAACAACAUUGAUGUGGAGAACACCAAGGGCAGGAUGGAGCAGUACCAGAGGGAAAACAAAGACAUCAUCCAGAGAAAUAAGGCAAAGCUUACGCGGGAGCAGGAAGAGCUGGAGGAGCUGCUGCUUCUGGAGCAGCAGAGCAACGAGCAGCGGAGGCUGGAAGUGUUGCAGGAGGAGCAGAGGCAGCUGCAGGCCAAGAGGAAGAGCAAACAGGCUCUGCUGGAUGAUCUGGAACAGUCCAAGCUUCCUGCCACCAUCUUGCUAGCUCAACACAAGGUUCGCGCCGCCCAGCUGGAGACGCAGAUAGAGCAGCAGAAACAGAAUGUGAAGCCGACCAGCUUGUUCUCCACUGGGAUCCAGAUCGGUCAAACUGUUUCUCUCCAGCCCUUGCCCAGAUUACAGGAGGUUCUGUACCAGUACAAACCCUUGCAGGUUGAAACCUACGGACCUCCAGCACCUGACCUAGAGCAACUCAGCAGAUUUGGUCAGAGAACAGCCAGCAGCAGGAAUCUCUAGGAAUCGCCUCGAAUGGGUUUUCCACAUUCUCCGAUCCCUGCGAGGCUCACAUCCAUCUGCUAUGACGGGUGUGAGGGGGCCGGGGCCGGGUCAGAGGUCACCGACCAAGAGGGAGCAGGAAGUCAGAGUGCUGGGGCUGACAGAGGCAGACUGAUGGCACCUCGGAGAGACGGCUCUCGUUUCGUACCGUUUCACGCUCCUUACCGUAUAAACACGGCUUUGAUGCUGAAGUUAAGAGCUGCUGAAUGAG